GGCAACAGAGCCCUGCCUGUUCCCUCCCUUGGGAGAAGAGCCUCAGGCUCCCCUUGCCCGGGUCUGCAGACCCCUGACCCAUCUGCUGUCUCCCUGUUUCCUGCAGGAUGAAGAUGAGACGCUACAAGCUCUUUCUCAUGUUCUGUAUGGCCGGCCUGUGCCUCAUCUCCUUCCUGCACUUCUUUAAGACCCUGUCCUAUGUCACCUUCCCCCGAGAACUGGCCUCCCUCAGCCCUAACCUGGUGUCCAGCUUCUUCUGGAACAAUGCCCCGGUCACGCCCCAGGCCAGCCCCGAGCCGGGCAGCCCCGACCUGCUGCGUACCCCGCUCUAUUCCCACUCGCCCCUGCUCCAGCCGCUGUCGCCAAGCAAGGCCACGGAGGAAAUCCACCGGAUGGACUUCGUGCUGCCCGAGGACACCACCGAGUACUUCCUCCGCACCAAAGCGGGGGGCGUCUGCUUCAAGCCAGGUACCAAGACGCUGGAGAAGCCGCCAUCAGGGCGGCCAGAGGAGAAGGCAGAGGCGGGUGAAGGCGCGUCGGCGCGGGGCCCGGGCCGGCAGCUGCUGAGCACCCGGGAGCGGCCGGGGGGGCGCGGCGCGCGGCGCAAGUGGGUGGAGUGGGUGUGCCUCCCGGGCUGGCACGGGCCAAGCUGCGGCGUGCCCACCGUGGUGCAGUACUCCAACCUGCCCACCAAGGAGCGCCUGGUGCCCCGGGAGGUGCCGCGGAGGGUCAUCAACGCCAUCAACAUCAACCAUGAGUUCGACCUGCUGGACGUGCGUUUCCACGAGCUGGGCGACGUGGUGGACGCCUUCGUGGUGUGCGAGUCCAACUUCACGGCCUACGGGGAGCCGCGGCCGCUCAAGUUCCGUGAGAUGCUGACCAACGGCACCUUCGAGUACAUCCGGCACAAGGUGCUCUACGUCUUCCUGGACCACUUCCCGCUGGGCGGGCGGCAGGACGGCUGGAUCGCCGACGACUACCUGCGCACCUUCCUGACGCAGGAUGGCGUGUCGCGGCUGCGCAACCUGCGGCCUGAUGACGUCUUCAUCAUCGACGACGCCGACGAGAUCCCCGCUCGCGACGGCGUGCUCUUCCUCAAGCUCUACGACGGCUGGACGGAGCCCUUCGCCUUCCACAUGCGCAAGUCACUGUAUGGCUUCUUCUGGAAGCAGCCGGGCACCCUAGAGGUGGUGUCGGGCUGCACGGUGGACAUGCUGCAGACGGUGUACGGGCUGGACGGCAUCCGCCUGCGCCGCCGCCAGUACUACACCAUGCCCAACUUCCGCCAGUACGAGAACCGCACAGGCCACAUCCUGGUGCAGUGGUCGCUGGGCAGCCCCCUGCACUUCGCCGGCUGGCACUGUUCCUGGUGCUUCACGCCCGAGGGCAUCUACUUCAAGCUGGUGUCCGCCCAGAACGGCGACUUCCCCCGCUGGGGUGACUACGAGGACAAGCGGGACCUCAAUUACAUCCGGAGCUUGAUCCGCACAGGGGGCUGGUUCGACGGCACGAAGCAGGAGUACCCGCCGGCCGACCCCAGCGAACACAUGUAUGCCCCUAAGUACCUGCUGAAGAACUACCACCAGUUCCGCUACCUGCUGGACAACCCCUAUCAGGAGCCCAAGAGCACAGCAGACGGUGGGCGGCGGAGCAAGCGUCCGGAGGGAAGGCCGCCCGCCAGGAGCAAAUUGGACGUGGUUGAAGGCUAAGGCUGCAUGAUCUUAUAGGGCCGGUGGCCAGGGUAGGGGGGUGGGCGGCUGCCCCCCCCCUUACCUUCCUGUCUCCUUCCGCCGUCUGGGUGGCUCUUAAGAAAACCAGGAGUGGAUAGGUGGGGGUGUCUUUCCUACUCAAGCCCUUGUGAAUCCAGGGUCAGGCCUGUGAGCUCAGAAAACACCCUUCCUCGUCAGGAGAGAGCAGGCCCUUUCACCCCUCCAGGAGUGCUGCAGCCAGGGGGUGCCAACGGAGAGUGCACGAGAGUGCACGGUGGCUACUGGGGAGCAGGGGAGGGUAGGGAAGGGAGCCUGCAGGAACUCCCUAGGGCAGCCAAGUGGGAGCUACGGUCCCCUCCGGGGAGAAGCCCACCAUUCGGCCUCCUGGGGCUUUGGACCUGCAGUGGGAAAGGGGGAUGCCGGGGGAUCCCAGGGCUCUGUAAAUAGAUGCAUUUGGGCCCAG
This is a messenger RNA of Lipotes vexillifer (Yangtze River dolphin), 2172 nucleotides long. RefSeq names its product beta-1,4-mannosyl-glycoprotein 4-beta-N-acetylglucosaminyltransferase (gene MGAT3). NCBI's taxonomy places the organism in Eukaryota, Metazoa, Chordata, Mammalia, Artiodactyla, Lipotidae. Gene Ontology annotation, biological process: N-acetylglucosamine metabolic process. The transcript has a single exon. Gene Ontology annotation, molecular function: beta-1,4-mannosylglycoprotein 4-beta-N-acetylglucosaminyltransferase activity. The record is from RefSeq and is a predicted model, not a curated record. Gene Ontology annotation, cellular component: membrane. The coding region runs from base 108 to 1709 and encodes 533 amino acids.